This is a messenger RNA of Ictalurus furcatus (blue catfish), 9746 nucleotides long. It is a transcript of the gene patj, whose product is annotated as PATJ crumbs cell polarity complex component. Lineage: Eukaryota; Metazoa; Chordata; Actinopteri; Siluriformes; Ictaluridae. The record is from RefSeq and is a predicted model, not a curated record. The coding region runs from base 696 to 6350 and encodes 1884 amino acids. Gene Ontology annotation, molecular function: protein binding. The transcript is spliced from 46 exons.
GAGUUAACCAUGUGGUUGGAUAAACUCUGGCGUAAACGUGUCUCCUGUGAAACUUGUUAAUUCAUUUGCUUUGCUCUGAGCAAACUUUCAACACUACUUUCCACUGAUGUUGUUUAUCAAAGCUAGCUAGCUGAAGCGGCUAAACGGUUUAUUAUUAUUUAUUUUUUUUGUAACAGCAUUUAUGUUUCAGUUUUUACGUGAGUAAGAAACACACGGUUAGUGCAUUAAUAACUAGUAAACUUUGUAUAAGCAGUGUAUACGUGUUUGAGAAGAGUUUCCAUGUAGUUAAAGUUAAAAAGCGCGAGAGUGAAAGAUGCACCUGUUAGGGUUAGUCUGUAUUUGAACAAGAGCUUUGUUUUUUAAAAAAAUACUUUAACAUUUUAACAAACUGUGUUGGAGGAUUCUGUGGCGGUGUAGAUUAUUUUGCCUUGAGUGUGUAUGAAUAAUGUUAUUUAAACGCUGUUAGUUUGGGUGUGUGAACUUGCUUCCUGGUUUAAGGUGAAGUGACGGAACCUCCUCUCACUUCCGGCCGACAGGUAAACCCUGAACACGGCCAAAUCUCAGCUGAAACUUCGCUUCCAGAAGCCCAAACGCCCUGAAUACACAGACUAUCCUGACUGUUGGACUGAAGCUGUUAAACAUCAUCUGUAUUACCCUGACUGAAUCCUUGACUUCAGGCUCUUCAGUAAAGAGCGAUGUAUGAAAAUGUGCCUACAGUGUCAGCGACUGAGCAGCAGCAGGUGCUUCAGGCUGUGGAGAGGCUGCAGUCUAAGCUGGCUCAGCGUGAGGAAUGGACUCACAGCGAAAGGCUGGGAGCACUAAAGGAAGCACUACAGAGCCCUCUACUCGGGCGUAUCCUCACCCUGCAGCACUCUCUCAAACAGCUUAAAGACCAGCUGAACUGUAUACCUCCAGAUGCAUGCAGUGAGUUCAGUUUCUCCAAGAAAGGCCAGUUAAUUGUGAGUGCUAGUCGUCCUGCAAGCAGUCUGGGCUCCGUAGUGUCCAAUGGCACAGCCGUGUCUUCAGCAUCCUCUGAGCAGCUCCAGAGAUGGCUCCAUACGACAGCAAAGGGAAGACGGCUGGAGCAUGUGAACCUGCUGAGGCCUUUGACAGGAGGUCUAGGCUUCAGUGUGGUGGGACUGAAGCCGGAUGGAGUUGGCGCUCAUGGAGUUUUCGUUAAACAGGUGCAGCUGGGGAGUGUGGCAGACAGAGAUGGCAGAUUGCAGGAGAAUGACCAGAUUCUGGCCAUCAACGGGAUUCCCCUGGACCAGAAUGUUACCCAACAGCAGGCUGUUGCUUAUCUGCAGCAGCAGAGGGACAGAGUGGAGCUCGUAGUGGCCAAAGACUCUUCACUCAAACCACACCUCCCCCCAUCUGGAUCCAUUCAGACAGAACAAUGGGGGCAUAUGGAGGAGAUUGAGCUGAUGAAUGAUGGUUCAGGUCUCGGUUUUGGAAUUGUGGGUGGAAAGGCUGCUGGGGUGGUCGUACGCACUCUGGUGCCAAACAGCGUUGCGGAUAAGGAUGGGCGACUGAGGACUGGUGACCAUAUCCUACGGAUUGGGGAUACGCCCACGCAGGGGCUGACCAGUGAGCAGGUUGUGCAGGUGCUGCAGGCCUGUGGUAUCCGAGUCCGCAUGCUAAUCGCCCGAGACCCUCGGGGCAACGCACAUCCUCCCCCACCACCCCCACACGCUCCUACAACAGCACCCAUUGCCUCCGUGCAUCCUCCCAUACCAGCACGCAGAGCCAGCAAAACGAUAAACCUUGAGGGCCAUGAGAUUCAUGAAGUGUCACUGAAGAAGAAAGAUGGCCAGAGUCUGGGAAUUUCUAUUGUUGGCUGCAACACUUCAACCAGCGACGACGGAUUAGGGGUUUCUGUGAAGAGCGUCAUCCCUGGCAGUGCUGCCGAAAAGUGCGGGAAUGUCAUGGUCCAUGACAGAAUAAUAGCGCUGAAUGGCGUUAACCUGCAGGGCUUCACCAGCCAGGAGGUCCUGGAUGUGAUGAGGCAGACAGGUCAGACUGUGAACCUCACUCUGGUUCGCAAAAUCGCCUCGCCCAAGAAAUCUGCCGUGGAGAUAUCUUUGGAUAAAGUCCAAACAGAGUCAUCCCGAGUGUCUCUGAGGAGAUCUGCAGAGAUCAAGGUGAGGGCAGAUGUUCAGAUGGCCUCCGUGAUGGAGCCAGUGGACACGAGUCAGACUGCGAUCAAACAGCAGACGUCUGCAAGAGUUCGAGAGUCCGUUCCACUGACAGAGAUGGAGUUGCGUACCAAAUGGGAGCAGGCACUAGGACCUCAGUAUGAUGUUAUGGUUGUUGAACUAGACCCUGUCAUUGAGGAUGAUGCUGAGCUACAGAAAUAUUCUAAGUUGCUCCCAAUACACACCAUGCGUCUAGGUGUGGAGCUGGAUUCAUUUGAUGGUCACCACUACAUCUCUACUGUGGCCCCUGAUGGUCCUGUGGCCAAGCAUGGUUUACUGCGACCAGAAGAUGAACUUCUUGAGGUAAAUGGUGUGCAGUUGUAUGGAAAGACAAGGCGAGAGGCUGUAGCGUUCUUGCGAGAGGUUCCUCCUCCCUUCACUCUUGUGUGCUGUAGACGCCUCACUGAAGAGGGCACUGAAUACCAGCCCGAUGAUGAUGAUGAUGAUGAUGAUGAUGAUGAUAAUGAUGAUAAUGAUGAAUGGCGCUCCAGCAACCCUACAGCUAGCUUACAAGAUCAGACACAAGUGAUCCAGAAGGAGGAUGCUGGGCAGAGAACAGCUCCAGAGCAGAUCUUUGCUGAGAGGGAGGAGGACGAGAAUAGGGAGAGCGGAGAUGAAGAGCAUGAAGAGGAAGAGUUGGCUCUCUGGUCUCCAGAAGUGCAUGUGCUGGAGUUAGAGAAAGGCGAGCGAGGCCUCGGUUUCAGUGUUCUGGAUUACCAGGACCCUCUGGACACUACACGCUCUGUGAUAGUCAUUCGCUCGCUGGUAGCCAGAGGUGUUGCAGAGAGUCAUGGCGGCCUUCUGCCUGGAGAUCAGCUGGUCUUUGUUAAUGACACCUACCUGGACACCUGCACUCUAUCCCAGGCGGUAGAUGUCCUCAAGGCUGCACCACCAGGCAUGGUAUUCCUAGGCAUCAGGAAACCUCUAGGGGCAGAGGACAGGAGCACUGUGGAGAAUCCUGCAGAUCUUGAUGUGCAAGAACACACCCCCACCCAUCCUCAGCUACCUGUGUCUAAGGGCUUUGGGGAUGAUGCUGUCCUUCCAGAAGACAUUGAUGAUGAUGACCCAGAGCUGAUUCUGGAUAGUAACAUUCGUUAUGCCAAAUCUCGAAUCACUCUGGAGCUCCUGACAGGUGAAGAGAGAGAGAUGGCCGUGGAUGAGGAGGAAGAUGAAGAGGAGGAAAGAAACAGUUUGAGAAGUGAUCGGGACAGUCCACCGUCGUACCACAAUGAGCAGUCACCUUUCAGGGAAGAGGAAGCUAUAUCAAACCCCUACCAGACCUUUACCCAAGCUGAAAUACAGCAGCAGGUGGGGGAGGACAGUGCUGCAAAUAAAGAGGACUUUGAAACAGAACUGGAGUCAAGUAUAAAUCUCCAUCAGCGUCCCCUCAGUCAAUCGGCAAGGACAUGGCUGGAGUUAGCAGAGAGCGAGGUGGACUCAGAUUCCAGGAACGAAGGCUCAGAACUCACUCUGACUGACACGGACACAGAGUCUGCACAGCUGUCUUCAUAUGGCAGAAGGAAGAAGAGAAGUCAGGGCACUGCAAUGGGGCUGAUGAGAGACGAACACAGUGAUUUGCCAGAGAGAGAGGAUGGAGAGGGAGAGGAAACCCCCAUCUUCAGUCACUGGGGUCCCCCACGCAGAGUGGAGGUUUGGCUGGACCCUGGCGAGUCUCUGGGCAUCAGCAUCGUUGGCGGGCAGUCAGUUAUAAAGCGCCUGAAGAAUGGAGAAGAGCUGAAAGGCAUCUUCAUUAAACAGGUGCUUCCAGACAGCCCUGCAGGACGCACACAUGCACUCAAAACUGGAGACAAGAUCUUGCAGGUGGCAGGUGUGGACCUGCAAAAUGCCAGCCAUGAGGAGGCAGUGCAGGCUAUUAAAAGUGCUCCGAGCCCUGUGGAGUUCAUCGUGCAGAGCCUUUCAUCCACUCCCCGGAAACCAGAACAGCAGAGUGCGCCUCCCCCCAUGCGUCUCCCUCCGCCGUACAGACCUCCCAGCCUUGUGCUGGAAGAAGAGGAUCCUGUGGACGACAGAGAGGACAUCAGGCAGAAGUACAGCGAGCUACAAGGGGAGCUGCUGCUAGUGGAGCUGGAGAAGGAUCGACAGGGUUUGGGUCUGAGCCUGGCUGGAAACAGAGACCGCUCAUGCAUGAACAUCUUUGUGGUGGGCAUCAACCCCGGAGGACCAGCCAGCCGCGAUGGACGCAUCCGAGUGGGCGAUGAGUUACUGGAGAUCAAUAACCAGGUGCUUUAUGGGCGGAGCCAUCAAAAUGCAUCAGCCAUAAUAAAGAGCGCUGCAUCCAAGGUGAAGCUGGUGCUGCUCAGGAAUGAAGACGCUAUCAAUCAAAUGGCAGUUCCACCUUUCCCCUAUCAGCCUUCCUUUCUCUCCUCAAAUGAGAUUCAUGCGAGCCUUCCAGAAGCUGCAGUACCUGCAGAGAAGCCUCAGCCCCUGGAGUGUCUCCCAGAGCCCCUGCUGAGCAAGAUCCCGGAGGAGUCGAGUGAGGCCACUCCAGAGAGCGCAGUGUCUGCAGAGGCAGUUGUCAAGAGCUUCCAGGAUGGCGAGGCUGCCUCUAAGACGCUAAAGUCUUCAGAACGAACGUUAGAGACUGUGAGUGAGGAUGUUUCCAGACCACCAUUGGAAAAGACUGCUAGCCUUGCCAAAAGCCUGAGAAACUCCAGCAAGCUUCCAUCAACUUCUGUGGAUGUGGCAGCACUCUUGCCUCCAGUGCCUCCUUCAUGCACCAGCCCUGACUUUGAGUGCUGCAGCAAAGACCCUGCUACGUGUCCCAUAGUGCCAGGACAGGAGACUGUGAUAGAGAUCUCUAAGGGCCGCUCUGGACUCGGUCUCAGUAUCGUCGGAGGAAAAGACACACAGCUGGAUGCUAUAGUGAUCCAUGAGGUAUAUGAGGAGGGAGCAGCAGCACGGGACGGCCGACUGUGGGCUGGAGACCAGAUACUGGAGGUGAACAGCGUGGACCUGCGCAGUGUAGCUCACGAGGACGCCAUCACAGCUCUGAGACAGACUCCUGCUAAAGUGCGUCUGACGGUUCUGCGGGAUGAAGCGCAAUACCGUGAUGAGGAGAACCUGGACGUGUUCUCUGUGGAACUGCAGAAGAAGAGCGGCCGUGGUCUUGGCCUCAGCAUUGUGGGCAAGAGGAAUGGCACAGGUGUCUUCAUCUCUGAUGUGGUUAAAGGUGGUGCAGCUGAUGUGGAUGGCAGGCUCAUGCAGGGAGACCAGAUCCUGUCUGUGGAUGGAGAGGACAUGAGACGAGCUUCUCAGGAGACAGUUGCUGCUGUCCUUAAGUGUGCCAGGGGAAUGGUGCAGCUAGAGUUGGGCCGACUGAAGGCUGCCUCUUGGAUCUCCUCCAGACGCACUUCCCAGGGAAGCCAGAGUCAUGCAUGUAAUAUGACCAAUAGCAAUGCUGUGUCCCCCAUGUCUCCUCCCACUGCCCCACAACCCAGCCAGUUACCCAGCAGCACAAAGAGAACUGGAAACGAGGCCAACAGCAAGAGCUCUGUAGUUGAAACAGGCCUACGCACAGUGGAAAUCACUCGUGGCCCAACUGAUGCAUUGGGGAUCAGUAUAGCUGGUGGAAAGGGCAGUCCACUGGGAGACAUCCCCAUCUUCAUCGCCAUGAUCCAGGCUAACGGUGUAGCUGCCAGGACCCACCGCCUCAAGGUGGGCGACCGUAUUGUGAGCAUUAACUCUCGUUCUCUGGAGGGUCUGUCUCACGGGGAGGUGGUCACCAUGCUGAAAAAUGCCUAUGGCAACAUUGCUUUACAGGUGAUAGCAGAUACUAACAUCAGCGCCAUCGCCAGUCAGGUGGAGAGCAUGUCCUCAAGCUCCACCCUGAGCACCAACCCUGAGACCCCGAUUACAGAGCCAGAAACACCCAAGCCAAAGAGCAUCACUCUGGAGAAGGGCUCUGAAGGGCUAGGCUUUAGCAUCGUCGGUGGCUUCGGGAGUCCGCAUGGAGACCUGCCCAUCUACGUCAAAACUGUCUUCAGCAAGGGGGCAGCAGCGGUGGACGGGCGUCUAAAGCGUGGAGAUCAGAUUCUGUCUGUGAAUGGAGAGAGUCUGGAGGGAGCCACGCAUGAGCAGGCUGUGUCCAUCCUGAAGAAACAGAGAGGGCUCGUCACACUGUCUGUACUGUCUUAACACAAACACACACUCAUACAAACUGCCACGAAUUACACACACGCACACACACACACACGCACACACACACACUGCAUUCCUGUCACAAUCCAAGGAGUGGACUCUGAAACCUGGUACACAUGCACACAAACACACGUCUAGAAGAGGGAGCAUGCAUAGCACCUGAAUAAAAUCUCCUUCAAGCGUGUAGAGCUCCGUAACACAAACUCCAGCAGAGAUUUGUGUGAGAAUGAAAGUUAACCCCCUUGUGUGCACAUUUUUGAUCCAUCACUAAACAAGAAGGGAAAUUGAUCAUGACCGGUCUUAAAUCCUUUUGUUUCAUUCAGUUAAUGAGCAGACAUCAGGCGUGGAUGACUCCUAUGUCAAAAGCAAAAACUUUAUACAUUUAUCACAUACUUACAAUCAGUCCAAGCCUGUAUCCGAGCAGUUCAGGUUUAUGACUCUGUGGCAGAUCAGCCUUCUGAGUGAAAAUGUGAAGAAAUCUCUGCUGCACCUGUAGUCUAUGCAUGCUUAUAAUGGACAAAAAUGUUGACACAUUUCCCUGUACUGAGAUAAGAACAAAAAAACCAUGAACUGAAAGAUGUUCGAGAAUGUUACCAGAGAUGAUGUAAAGUUUCCAAAUUUCCAACCCUGCAGCAAUACAGUAAGUCAUUCUGAAAAAUUACUUUAUUCCCUAAUGGCAUCCAAACACCAUCACACCACACCAAAUCUGUCCUCUGUGAAAGUAUCUUAAAGGACAAGUUCUACCUGUUGAGAGCUUAGUUGUUUACAUAUGUGAAGCACAAAAGUCAUUAACUAUUAAAAACAUAUGGCUGGCACAACAGCAAAGGGGAGUGAGGACAGACACAAUGAAACGAAACGAAAAGGGUUGACCAUGGUAACAAUAUAUAUUUUUUAAUUGAUAGGAAAAAAAAGUAUAUCUAAUAUCUUUCUGUUUAAGAAUCAGUUACUCCAUGUCCACUGUACAAGGUGUCUUGAACCAGUAGAUUUCUUUUAAAGUUUUCCGUUUCUUCUUCUUGUUUAAGUGAAAUUCAGAGCUUAAUAUAUAAUCAUUUCCCAUGUUUUGCGUAAUUGUCCCAAAAACUUCCAUUAUAAGUGAGUUGCGAGUGAGCACGUUUUUAUGUUUUCUCAGUGUAGGGAAAUGUGUCAAAUCUUGUCAAUGGUAAUGACAUGUACUACCCAAAGAAAUUAUGUUGGAAAAACAUAAACAUUAUUUCUUUUUUUUUCCCUGCAAAGCUACCACUGGCUUUUUUGAUUUACCUGGAAACACUAAUUCAAUGCAGCACAGAUCUAUCAUUGCAAUAAAAACAUAAAUACUGAACACAUUCCCAGUAGUUAUUUUGGGAUAUGAAUGAUGAAUGGCAGCAGCCACUCAGUGAUUCCUCUGUGAAUCACUCGAGUGAUUUAACUAACACAAACAAACACACACACACACACACACACACACUUUCACCAGCUGACUGACUGUACACUUUAAAUCACUUUGCUUGCUAAUAAGAAUCAGUCGAUACUGAUGAAUGUUUAUACACACACACACACACAUACACUGUCAUAUAGAAUACUAUAGGGAUGAACUGUGAUAAGGGAUUAGUGCUGAAACGUUAUGCUGGCCUUAAUUAGAUCAUGCUGAGAAUUCUGUUCGUUUUUGUUUCCGGUGUAUAUGUGCUCUUCAUUGUUAUUGUCUCAACAUCACUAGAAGCAACAUGAUCUUUUGUAGUGAAGUGGAGUAAUUUAAAGCGCAGCGUUCGUGUUUCUGAUCAAAUAAUCAUGCCUGACUUCAGCGGUCAGAUUCACGAAGAAUUUUUGUGGUUAAUUGGGGGGGUUUUGUUGUUGUUGUUUUUUUUAACACUAAAAUUGUCAUCAGUGUUUCGUCAUUUAAUUGCACAAAUUUCGUCAGUGUAAAUAUGUAAUUUAUUUCCUUAAUUCAAGUUGAUUUUGUAGGCCUUUUGAACUAGCAUUCCUGUCAAUGUUGCAAUGAAGAUAGUAUGUGAAAUGUAUCAUUUUGCACUGUGUGUACCACAAUAUGAGGAAAUCCUGUGUCAGCUGGACUCCCGAUCUUCAAACGGAAGUGUGCCAAAUUCUUGCAAGACACUUGUAUGACCUCAGGGUCGUCAAAAAUGCAUGAGGAGGCUCUCGCCAAAAUGUCCAUGCUGAGGUAAACCACUUUCUGCAUUAUGGUUGUGCUCGACAUUUAUUUCAGAUUCAGCUUUAUAGCUGAAUCAGAAGCAUGAAAACACUAAAUUGGGUUUUCCCCAAACACACAAAGCUCAUUUAACUCAUUCUAGAGGUUCGAAAUCAGGAGUGUCUGAAUCAGAGAGCCCUGCAGAGAUUUGUCACUACGUCUCAAAUGGUAUACUUCACAGGCUUUUAGUGUGAGUAGCGUCUUCACACCACGAAAUUCAACAAGCUGUAAUGUAUUAUUAAUUCCCUGGGUGAUGUACUUACAAAGCCAAAAAAUGAAGCGUGGAACAAUGAAAACUUAUUGAACUACAUAAUGAAGCCAUUGUAGAGUGCAUUAUGUUUAAAAAGGGGCAGAGCCAUGAGAUCACCAGUGGUUAAUAAAUGUUGCUAAAUAUCCUGUGCAGGAGGUGAGAACAGUGCUACACCCUAGUUAAAUAUUGGCUGGUUGUAGGUUUAAAAAAUAUAUAUUUAUUUUUAAAAAAAUUUUUUUAAAUAAAUAUGCUAAUGAUACAAAAUGUUACAACUCCAGGGGCUAUAUACUCUAGUACAUAUAUUGUGCAGGUGCAGUAGUGUAUCAUGUUAGAAAAUAGUACCUAGUACACAUUUGAGGCCUUGAUAAGUAGCUGAUGAGUUAGAUCACGUGUUAAAUGAAGUAGAAUGCUAAUCUCUGUAAUGCUCUUACUCGGACACUCCUUCUCUAAAUGGUCCUAACCUUUCAGCUUAAUGGCCCUUCUGGGAUAAUGUGCAGCACUGUGGUUAAACUGGUAGAGGAUUUUCCCAGCGCAGACGUGUUCCUCUCGUCAGGUGCGCCCAUCAGAUUGAAGAGCGUUGUGCCGUAACUUGGCUUCCAUGUGCAGACUGUGCUUUCUCCGUACUGUCUGACAUGAAUUCCCUUUAAAACAUCUGUCCUUAUCCUAUGCUUGUUCUCUCUCUCUCUCUCUCUCUCUCUCUCUCUCUCUCUCUCUCUCUCUCUCUCUCACUUCCAAAUGUUAACUGUUCAACUGGAAAUGUUUCGUUCAUUGGUCAGUCUUUGUGAAAUGAUCAUGUAAUGUCAAAUCCCAAAGAAACUAUGUUGAGAUUCAUUAUAUUAGAUAAUGAGAGAUGAUCUAAUAAACCUGAUAUCUACAUUUAUCCUCUUGAUCUUUUUGUUCAUUUACACUUACAUUCUUUAUACCACAGGAGUGUCGAAUGUUUAAUUCUGAAUGAAUAGAAGGU